Molecule: messenger RNA, 1702 nt
Organism: Pipistrellus kuhlii (Kuhl's pipistrelle)
Lineage: Eukaryota; Metazoa; Chordata; Mammalia; Chiroptera; Vespertilionidae
Gene: TARBP2
Product: TARBP2 subunit of RISC loading complex
Exons: 9
Coding region: 337-1437 (366 amino acids)
Biological process (GO): regulation of viral transcription; regulation of miRNA processing; regulation of siRNA processing
Cellular component (GO): RISC-loading complex
Molecular function (GO): pre-miRNA binding; double-stranded RNA binding; siRNA binding
Source: RefSeq, a predicted model, not a curated record
GGAGAGGAGGCGCGGAAGGAAGGAAGGAGGCGGGAUAGUAUUUAAAACAAACAACCCACCCUCAUCUCGGAGAGCGACUGUGCAGGGGUCCGCUCCUCCCAGAAGGCGGCGCUGCCUGCGAGGGCGGGCCGCGCGGAGGCUUGUGGGGCGGAUAGCUCCCCUGCUGCUGGAGACGCAUGGAGGCGGGCGGGCGGGGGGACUCUAUGUCCCAGAAUGCCCCACGGCGGGCCCGACCGGCCGCUACUCCGGGCUUGGCCCCGGCCCUAGCCUGUCGGCGGUGUAUUGGGGCGCGUGGAGGCAGAAGUCACGGUGGCGCUCGCGGGGACGGAGGAGGGAAUGAGUGAGGAGGAGCAGGGCUCCGGCACUACCACGGGCUGCGGGCUGCCCAGUAUAGAGCAAAUGCUGGCAGCCAACCCAGGCAAGACCCCGAUCAGCCUUCUGCAGGAGUAUGGAACCAGAAUAGGGAAGACGCCCGUGUACGACCUUCUCAAAGCCGAGGGCCAAGCCCACCAGCCUAAUUUCACCUUUCGGGUCACCGUUGGCGACACCAGCUGCACUGGUCAGGGCCCCAGCAAGAAGGCAGCCAAGCACAAGGCAGCUGAGGUGGCCCUCAAACACCUCAAAGGGGGGAGCAUGCUGGAGCCGGCCCUGGAGGACAGCAGUUCUUUUUCUCCCGUAGACUCUUCACUGCCUGAGGACGGCCCGGUCUUUGCUGCUGCAGCGGCUGCUACGCCUGUUCCAUCUGCCGCCCCAGCCAGGAGCCCCCCCAUGGAGGUGCAGCCCCCCGUCUCCCCUCAGCAGUCUGAGUGCAACCCUGUUGGUGCUCUGCAGGAGCUGGUGGUGCAGAAGGGCUGGCGGCUGCCUGAGUACACGGUGACUCAGGAGUCGGGGCCAGCCCACCGCAAGGAGUUCACCAUGACCUGCAGGGUGGAGCGCUUCAUUGAGAUUGGCAGCGGCACUUCCAAAAAGCUGGCCAAGCGGAACGCGGCCGCCAAAAUGCUGCUGCGAGUGCACACGGUGCCUCUGGAUGCCCGGGAUGGGAACGAGGCCGAACCUGACGACGACCACUUCUCCAUUGGUGUGGGCUCCCGCCUGGAUGGACUUCGGAGCCGGGGCCCGGGCUGCACCUGGGAUUCUCUGCGGAACUCGGUGGGAGAGAAGAUCCUGUCCCUCCGCAGCUGCUCCCCGGGCUCCUUGGGGGCCCUGGGCCCUGCCUGCUGUGGCGCCCUCAGCGAGCUGUCUGAGGAGCAGGCCUUCCAUGUCAGCUACCUGGAUAUUGAGGAGCUGAGCCUGAGUGGGCUCUGCCAGUGCCUGGUGGAGCUGUCCACACAGCCGGUCACUGUGUGUCACGGCUCUGCAGCCACCAGGGAGGCAGCGCGUGGCGAGGCGGCUCGCCGCGCCCUACAGUACCUCAAGAUCAUGGCGGGCAGCAAGUGAAGCUCCGCGGACUCACGGACAUGCAGCCUCGCUCCUGCUCUUCCUGCGCUCGGCCCAGGCACCGGCCCAGCGCUGGCACCCUCUGGAGGUGCCAUCUCUACCUCUGACACAGACUGCCUCCCUGCAGGCCGAGGAGGGCAUGGGCCCAGGAGCCAGGGACCACAGUGCCUCAGUGGCCCAGGAUCCGUCCUGUUACUGGUGACGGAGGGGAAUGAAACCGGACUGUCCCCCAGAGCCCAGAAUAAACGUGCUGCUCCUCGGAACC